Molecule: messenger RNA, 1164 nt
Organism: Nematolebias whitei (Rio pearlfish)
Lineage: Eukaryota; Metazoa; Chordata; Actinopteri; Cyprinodontiformes; Rivulidae
Gene: rnls
Product: renalase, FAD-dependent amine oxidase
Exons: 7
Coding region: 82-1116 (344 amino acids)
Cellular component (GO): extracellular region
Molecular function (GO): oxidoreductase activity, acting on NAD(P)H
Source: RefSeq, a predicted model, not a curated record
UUGAGCGCAGUCCUGCUGGAGCCAGACACUCACCGGACCGGACCCGACCGGACUGGGCCGGUACUUCCUUCGGUUCCGAACAUGUCGCGCGUGCUGAUAGUUGGAGCGGGCCUGACGGGCAGCUUGUGCGCAUGUCUGCUGAGGAGAGAGCUGCAGAGCCAGGUUCACAUUGUUGUCUGGGACAAAGCAAAGGGCUCAGGCGGCAGGAUGUCCACCAGUCGUCCUCCUCAUGCCUCGUCUCACUCAGCUGACCUGGGAGCCCAGUACGUCACAGCCACACCUGCCUACGCUCAGUCCCACCACAGUUUCUACUCAGAGCUGCUGUCUGCCGGCGUGCUGCAGCCGCUCCACUGUCACAUCGAGGGUCUGCAGCAGAAACAUGGACAGGAGAACUAUGUGACCCCGCGUGGAAUGAGCAGCGUCGUCAAACACUUCCUGUCCGAGUCAGGAGCUGAUUUGUUCUUCGAGCGUCAUGUGACAGGCCUGUACCGCCAUGGUGCAUCAUGGGAGGUAGAGAGAAAGGCAGGAGGCAGUGAGACAUUUGACGCCGUCAUCCUGACGAUGCCGGUGCCGCAGAUUCUGCAGCUGCAGGGAGACCUGGAGACCUUGAUAUCGGACCAGCAAAGACAGCAGUUGGACUGUGUCCGGUACUCGUCCCGGUUUGCUCUUGGCCUCUUCUUCUCUCCGGAGGUGGUCUUUGGUUUCAGCUGGGGGGCAAAGUACUUCAUGGACAGUCCCUGCAUCCGCUACAUUGCUGUGGAGAGUAGGAAGCGCAGCGCAGACAUUUCAGGUCUUGCCCAGUCCCUCGUGGUCCACACUAGUGUCUCAUUUGGCCUAGAACACCUGGAGUGGGACAAGGAAGAUGUCCAGCCAAUCAUCUUACAGGAGUUGCACAGGCUCCUCCCCCACCUGCCUCAGCCAAUCAGCAUCAAGUGUCAGAAGUGGAGGUACUCCCAGGUGCUGACAACAGUUCCUAACAGUCCAGGUCACAUGACCCUCCUGCAGGCGCCGUCACUCAUCUGUGGCGGCGACGCAUUUAGCCACUCCCACUUCGAUGGCUGCGUGGACUCUGCCCUCAGCGUGAUCAGAGCCCUGAAGGCCUCGCUCCGAGUGUAGAGUCAAAGUGCACACGUCCUGUUACGGGCUGGUUGUUGACUUGUUUCU